Nestor notabilis (Kea) is the source of this 694-nucleotide messenger RNA. It is a transcript of the gene OTULIN, whose product is annotated as OTU deubiquitinase with linear linkage specificity. Lineage: Eukaryota; Metazoa; Chordata; Aves; Psittaciformes; Psittacidae. The annotation marks the transcript as partial. Gene Ontology annotation, molecular function: cysteine-type deubiquitinase activity. Gene Ontology annotation, biological process: protein linear deubiquitination. The record is from RefSeq and is a predicted model, not a curated record. The transcript is spliced from 3 exons.
CUUCCUGAAAAUUUGCUGAGCAAGUAUGACUGGAUCAAGCAGUGGCAGCUAAAACAGAAACUGAGCAGGAAGAUGGGAGAAAUAAAUGAUGAAAUUAAAGAAUAUUUAAUACUUCUAAGGAAAAAGUGGAAGAAUAUAAGUGAAAUCAAGGGUCCUAUUGAAAAACAAGAAGCUUGUGAUAAAUUGUUUAAAAAUGAAGAGGAGGAGUACAGUCUCUAUGAAGCACUGAAAUUUUUGAUGCUCAACACUGCCAUUGAAUUAUACAAUGAUGAUAAAAAUGGAAGGAGAGUUCCUGUCUUCUCAUGGUUACUGUUUGCACGGGAUACAUCUAGCAACCCUCGUCAGUUAAUGCAUAAUCACUUGAAUCAUAUUGGUCACAGUGGAGGCCUUGAACAAGUGGAAAUGUUUCUCCUUGCUUAUGCUUUGCAGUAUACCAUCCAAGUGUAUCGGCUGUAUAAAUAUAGUACUGAUGAAUUCAUCACGCUUUAUCCCAAUGACCCAGAGGAGGACUGGCCUGUGGUGACUCUCAUAACUGAAGAUGAUAGACAUUAUAAUAUUCCAGUCAGAAUGUGCCAAGAGACUAUGCUGUAAACACGUGAUUUUUUGCAGAUGCUGCUUGUUGAGUUUUCCAGUCCCAUUUUGAAAUGGGAGGAUGAUGAAAUCUGCAUUAUUAAAUCCACAACAACUUUAAAUC